This is a messenger RNA of Anisakis simplex (herring worm), 2025 nucleotides long. The record is from the annotation of a GenBank genome assembly. NCBI's taxonomy places the organism in Eukaryota, Metazoa, Nematoda, Chromadorea, Rhabditida, Anisakidae.
AUGUUGAUAAGCUGUGAUAAGGACGUAUCAUUGCCGAGAAAUCGUCAGCAGUCAUUCGGGCCGAGUGCCACAUCAAAACCGGAUCGAGAAUAUCCUUGUCCCAAACGAAAAUAUUGCUCAUUCCGAGUGGUACAGUCCAACUCGGGAGUCACUCAAUUGUUUAUUCCGGAUGGAACGUCGAAUUCAGAAACCGCGAAUUUCAAUCGAUCAUAUUCUUCGACUCAUAAUAAGCCUAAUGCAGUUCCGAGUUCGUCUUUACAAAGAAAUUUGAGAAGAUGCAAAAGUUUUGGUAAACGAAGUGGUCUCAAUUAUCGUCGAUCAAACGAUUGUAUUGUUCUGCAGCAUUCGGAAAUGAUCGUUGUGGACUACCCGGAUGUGAAACAUAUUCAUGUGAGCCAUCAAUCGACUGUACCGUCAACAGCAUCUCAUGCCUCGAGCGCUACUCACGCAGAUAUAAGCGAAAUGCGUAAAUCGAUUCAUUCGAUGAGUUUAGAUCCCGUACCAUUGUACAACAAUAAAACAACAGCCAACAAUAUCACAUCAACCACUUUAUCACCUUCAUCAGCAAUGCGCGCACCAUCUCCAAGGAAGAUAUCCUAUCCUCAAUCUCACGCCAAAACUCUGUCCGAAGCCCAAGCUCAGAUGAAAGCGCAAACUCAAGGGUCUAAAACAUACUCAAAUUCCAUCCAGUGCACAUCGAAUGUGCAGAAAGGUUCGCAGAAUAUUCCCCCGUUACCCGUGCCCCCGUCAAGUCGAAAUGCAGUCGAUAUGUCCUCAUCGUCAUCUGUUGGUACAGGAUCGAGUGCGGUACCAUCGACCUCAUCACAGCUAUCGGUUUCAAGUCGUUAUCAUAAUUACGAUAAUUUCAUGAAUCGAGAACGAGAUUCGUCGAGAAACGAUUGUGAAGCAACGGUUCAAACGCAUAAAAGUCAGGUCUACUUGAAUGGUUUGAAUUCAGCUGAGGAUGCGACAUUUGUGCGUGUAAAACAUCGUGGAAGAUCACAUAAAUCCAACUCAAUAAAUGGUGGUGUUAUUAAUAUGAAUAUUAAUGUGGGUAAUCAAAAGCAGAGAACACGCGUUCCGAGUACUGCAUCUUCGAGUACAAAUGAUGAUGAUUUGCAUGGUUUACCAGAAACAGCUGUAGACAGUGAGGAUGAAGAUGAUGAGUCGUGUCCAUCGCACGAUAGUUUUCAUGAGUUGAAAGAUUGUGUGCGAGAGUGUUUAGAGAAGGAGCCAAGUGAACGAAGUGCUGAUGAUUUGGCCAUUUUAUUGGACUUUAUGCAACAUAUGUCAGCAUUGGCCACACUCCCUCUAAGUAUCAAACGAGAGUUAUGCAUGAAAAUGGUGUUUGCGAUAGUGCCUGAUGCGGGCACCAUUGUGAUGGAGAAUAACGAGAAGAUCGAUGCGUGGUCGGUUAUUGUGAACGGUCAGGUGGAGGUGAGACGGCCGGAUGGACAACGAUUCGAGUACAAGCUUGGCGAUUGUUUCGGUGCGAAACCCGUGAAUACCGUUCAGUAUCAUGUUGGUGAGAUGCGAACUCUGGUGGACGACUGUGAAUUUGUGCUAGUGGAACAUCAAGAUUAUUGUCGAAUAAUGAGUCGAGUGUCUGAGCAUAUCCAUAAACAUUCGGACAAUAUCACUGGAGAGAUCGUUUGCGAGACUGAAACCAGGAGUGUCGGAAGUCAGGUGGGGCAAGUGUUGAUAAAAGGAAAUAAAGAGAAGCUGAUUGAGCAUCUGAUAGAUGAACGAGAUUGUGGUGUUGACGUGAAUUAUGCGGAUGAUUUCUUAUUGAUGCAUCGAGUGUUCAUUCAUGACCCGACCAUGAUUUUCGAGAAGUUAAUGCAUUGGUUCGCUGAAGCAACGCUCAGAGAUCGGGUUGCUAGAAUCGUUUUGUUGUGGGCGAAUAAUCAUUUCAAUGAUUUUGAGUGUAAUACGGAAAUGAUGAAUUUGUUGGAAAGAUUUGAGCAUGCACUGGAACGUGACCAGAUGUUUAGUCAACAGGUACGAUUUACUUCAAAUGUUUGA